Messenger RNA from Besnoitia besnoiti, 423 nucleotides. Its product is annotated as Got1 family protein. Bases 1 to 423 code for a protein of 140 amino acids. The record is from RefSeq and is a predicted model, not a curated record. Gene Ontology annotation, biological process: endoplasmic reticulum to Golgi vesicle-mediated transport; retrograde transport, endosome to Golgi. The transcript has a single exon. NCBI's taxonomy places the organism in Eukaryota, Apicomplexa, Conoidasida, Eucoccidiorida, Sarcocystidae.
AUGCUUGACGACAACCAGAAGAUCGGGGUAGCCUUCUGCUGCCUCGGUCUGUGUCUCGGGGGCGUUGGCAUAUUUCUGCUUCUUGAUCGCGCGCUUCUGACUCUGGGAAACGUCGCGUUUCUCUUCGGUCUGGUGUUGCUGUUGGGCGUUCGGAAGACGCUUGCUUUCUUCUUCCUUCGUCCGGAAAAGCGAAGGUCUUCUAUCAUCUUCAUCGUCGGCGUGUUUUUGAUAGCGUUUGGCUACUCUUUCCUCGGGCUGCCCCUUCAGCUCUACGGUCUCCUCCAACUCUUCUCGUCGUUCCUUCCUCAAGUUCUGUCGGCGGCUAGGCUAUCGCCGGUUGGCUCGUGGAUUCUGCAGCUUCCUGGUAUCAAGCAGUGCACGAAGUGGCUUCUGGAUCAAGACAAAAGCCAUCUACCGUAUUGA